AUCGCACACACACAAAGGAACAACCAACACACCGUGCUGAAGCAUAGCGCAAAUUUCCUUCCGGCGCCGGAUUCAUACCACUUCUGGUCACAUAUAAGAUUCUCAUUCCCCCUAGCUGCGAUGUCGCAGGAUCCAAACCUUUUCAGUGCUUUCAAGCGCCCUAGAGAAGUAUUUCCCUCUCCCCCGCCAAAAUUAACCGGGGAUCCUCUAACAAUCUAUCAUUCAGACCGUCAGCGGAAUACCAAGCUCAAGCAUGUAUAGUUCUGGCAUCCCUCAACCUUCUUCGGCGUUGAAGCGAUCAAACUCCAACUCCAGGCCAUCAAACUCUCGCAUGUCACUGGCUGCUCGCCCAGCGUACAACCAACCAGACGUUUUGUCAACUGCAAAGAGAGACCCUUCAAGAUAUUCUGCGCGAAAGUCCUAUGCUCCCUCUAGCCAACCUCCCCCGUCCCAGCGCCGCAGUAGCGUUAUGCGCCGCUCUUCUAUGGGUGCGGCAGCCUUCAGUCAGAUGAACAGCUUCUUCAGUAGUGCUGCAUCUACGGCUGUUCAGAGAGAUCCAAGACCACUCAAAGACUCUGCAUAUCGACACGAAAUUGCUGGUAAAGUUUUUGAGUACGUCGUCAACAAUGGGUUCGAGUUGGAGAUGAAGCAUACGCUCGGUCCCAAUUCCCUUAAGAGUCCUACCCAGAAGGAUUUCUCGAUGGUGUUCCAGUGGCUGUACAAGAGAUUUGACCCAAACUACAAUUUUCAGAAAGCAAUUGAAAAUGAGGUCUUACCCAUCUUAAAAACCCUCCGAUACCCCUACGCUAGCACAAUCACCAAAUCGCAACUAGCGGCAGUUGGGUCUAUGAAUUCGUGGCCGCAGUUCCUUGGAAUCCUACACUGGAUGAUGGAGUUGGCAGUCACUAUGGAACGCUUUCAAUCCGGAGAAUUCGAUGAUGCAGCCGCGGCGGAGGGCGUGGACAUUGCAGCGGAAAAGAUCAUUUUUAGAUACCUUACCCGCUGCUACUCGGCAUGGCUUGUGGAGAAUGAUGACCACGAUGAAUUCCUGGAGGAGAUGGCUGCCUCUUUUGAAGAUCGACAAUCGGGAUACAAGGAGGAGUUGGAAAUGCUUGAAUCAGAGAACGAGCAGCUCAAAAAACAACUUGAGGAAAUGGACGAAUCUGCCGAUCCCCUCAAGAAGUUGGAGGAAACCCGAAUUCUUCUUGAAGGCGAUAAACAAAAAUUCGUCACCUACGUUGAGCGUCUAGAACUCCGCAUACCGAAGGUUACCGCAUCCAAUCAGAAGCUCAAGGAAGAGAUUGAGGCCGUAGAGCGAGAACUUGCAGAGUUGACAGCCGAAAAGCAAAGUCUCCAAGAAGCUGUUGACAGACAAGGCCUAACACCAGCGGAUAUAGACCGCAUGAACAACGACCGUGAAAAGCUUUCCAAAUCCCUUUCGCUCAUCUCCUCCAAAAUCACCGAAGCCAAGAUCCAACUGUCGGAGCGCGAAUCCGAGGCUUCAUCAAAACUCGAGGCUCUCGAACGCUCGGUCUCGAGAUACAAUUCACUGGCGUAUCAAAUCGGCAUCGUACCCUCGUUAUCUCGAAAUGCAGAGGGAAAGGACUUUGAACUCCUCAUUCUCCCAACCCAGACCCCCGAAAACAAGCUGCUCGCGGACGAGGUUGGAUACCAGCCAGCUCAGCUGCUUAAUCGCGAUCUCCGACAUGAUAUUAAGCCGGCUCUUAAUAGGCUCCGACAAGAAAUUGGAGCACGAAUUCACGAGGCUCAGGACGAAGCUAUCAAGACUCAAGAGUUGAUAGACCGCAUAGUCGAGACACUGGCAGACAAACGGGAUGAGGUUGACACCCUGCACGCAAAAGUCCGCACCGCAGUUGAUGAGUACCAGGAGCUCAAGGAGACCAUGGCGGCGGAGGGGAAUGCGUCAAAUGCUGAAAUUGAGAAGCUCGAGAAAGAGCUUGCAAGCAUGAGAUUAAACAUGUCUAAUGGCGUCUUGGCUCUGGAACAACGCAUGCAAAGCGUUACCAUUGAGUAAGUUUUCUAACUCUAGCGAUCCAAGUAAAAGCUGGUCUAAUAAGUUAUAGGCGCGAUCAAUUGGAACAUGCUUGCCAUGCUCUCCGGGAAAAGUUCCACGGAGAGGUUGACAAGAUGCUUCAUGAGGUCAUCAAGUUUAAAGUACACAUUCAAGAAAGCCUAGAGAACUACGAAAAUCUUGCAGAGGAAGAGUUGGCGGGUAACGACAAACUUCUGGAUAGUUAGACUGUAGUUUUCUCUGCUGCCGUGUUUCCUUUAAUAGUUGCUAUGAUGGUAUGGGGCGUGAGGGAGUAAUGUUGGUUUUGUCCAAUUGAUGCUUGUAUGGGUGGAGUUCAUGUUAUCUUCCUUGUGUUAUAUCUAGGGUUACACUGCUAGAUGGUUGGUGGUUAAUUGGUGGCUUUUUUAGUCUAAGAUUUUCGAUGUAACGUGAUACCCGAAGGACUGGUAUCAUAACAGCUUACAGCUGAUUAGCACAGGGUGUCAUGCCUUGUCGAUAAGAGAUGGGCUACAUGAGGAUGUGGUUCCCGAAGAUACGAUUGCUACAAGUGGAAUAAUGCGAUCCCAGUGCUCUACAGUACUCGUAACUGCACGAAUAUGAUGCUAAGGCUGCCGUAAAGCAACU
Molecule: messenger RNA, 2656 nt
Organism: Tuber aestivum (summer truffle)
Lineage: Eukaryota; Fungi; Ascomycota; Pezizomycetes; Pezizales; Tuberaceae
Source: the annotation of a GenBank genome assembly